AUGCGGCUCAACUCUAUCCUGUUGCCUGCAUCUCUUAUGCUCUGCAUCCCGACUGCAUCUGCUCAGCUGCCAGGGGGCAGUAAUUCCAGCAACGCUCUUGUAAACGCACAGCUGGGCCCAUACCCAGUUACAAUAAAUGAGCAUGAGAUCAAGACCACACGUCCGGACCCGCUUGCAGACUCGCCAGAGUUUCGACGCCUGCUCGUCACCGUGUACCGGCCUCAUCUCGACAACUUCACAUGCCCAGACGAAUAUCUGACGUACAUCCCAUAUGGUCCACCUCUUGUCAACGCCGCCAUCCUCGACAGCCUAGCCAUAUAUGAUAAUUACACUGAAAACAAUCAAGUGACAGAUCGGUCAACCAAGGCGGAACCAUUCAACCAGGCCAGGCUCCUCAACUGCUCUCGGCCGUUUGAGCCUUCGGCCUCCUCUGGCCCGAUCGUGGUCUUCUCGCCUGGCGCUAAAGGCGUUCAUAACUUCUACACUGGCCUUCUUCAAUCAGUUGCGAGCUCCGGCUACACGGUUGUCGCAAUUGAUCAUACCUAUGAGUCUAUUGCCCAGGUGUUCCCUGACGGAACUGUUGCAAUGCAGAGCAAAAAGGCACAAAAGUUCUACGAUGACACACAACCAAACGUGGAAGGCCUGCAGCCCGUCCGCUCCAGCGACAUGACGGAUGUGCUGGAUGCUAUUGAGAAUGGCGAGGUGCCUGGCCUCGGACCGUUUACUAAAACCAACCCUGAUUCGACUACGACGAGCGACACAAAUUGGUCUGAUCCUACAGCCAAGCCGCUUCGCGUCGCUGCCUACGGACAUUCUCUCGGUGGUAGCACUGCUCAAAACGCGCUUGUCUUUGACAGCCGUGUGGUUGGUGGCAUCAACAUUGAUGGCCCAGUCUUCGGGCCGGCAAGAAACGCCUCUACCAGCAAGCCUUUUCUCAUCCUUGGCUCGGAAGAACUAUCCCCUGACAUCCUGGCACCGCAAUUAUCAGAAAUCUACGGCAGCUACAAUGGCUGGAAAUCAUGGGCUUGGGUGAACAACACGGCACACUACGGCUUCACCGAUAUACCUCUGUUUGCAGAUGCUUUUAAUCUCCGUGGCGAUUAUUUCCCAAAAGUCUUCACAGGUUCAAUCGGGAGCGCACGCAAUCAAGAGAUCUAUUGGCGAAUAAGCGUGAGCUUCUUUGAUUAUGUUUUCAAGGGAACCCAGCCGGAUCUGCUGGUUGCUCCUUUGCUGCAGUACCCAGAUAUUUUCCUCAGAGCCCAUUCGGAGCCUAACACAGGUUGA
Molecule: messenger RNA, 1284 nt
Organism: Clonostachys rhizophaga
Lineage: Eukaryota; Fungi; Ascomycota; Sordariomycetes; Hypocreales; Bionectriaceae
Source: the annotation of a GenBank genome assembly